Pogoniulus pusillus (Red-fronted tinkerbird) is the source of this 2589-nucleotide messenger RNA. RefSeq names its product magnesium transporter 1 (gene MAGT1). Gene Ontology annotation, cellular component: oligosaccharyltransferase complex. The coding region runs from base 249 to 1154 and encodes 301 amino acids. The transcript has 10 exons. The record is from RefSeq and is a predicted model, not a curated record. NCBI's taxonomy places the organism in Eukaryota, Metazoa, Chordata, Aves, Piciformes, Lybiidae.
GGCGCUGGCCUGCGUGAGGUUGUACAGCGCCGAGCACCCGGGGCUGACGGCAAGGCAGGGCCUAGCGGGGCACUCUCUGGGCGGCCUGGCCUUGCCCGGGUCGCCCGCGGGCCUGCCCAGCCUGCGGUUCUGCGGUCCUCGGCGGCACGGACCGGGCAGUGAGGGGAGGCCAGUGGCCUCGCCCGGGCGCCGAGCGGAGCGGUUGGCUUCUCACAGUCACACAAGUCUGGAUUUGCUUUUACUUUUGAAUGGUGUUAUCAGAGAAAGUGAACCAGCUAAUGGAGUGGGCUAGUAAAAGAUCCGUUAUUCGAAUGAAUGGUGACAAAUUUCGACGGCUUGUGAAGGCACCACCCAGAAAUUACUCUGUGAUUGUGAUGUUCACUGCUCUUCAGCCUCACAGACAGUGUGUUGUGUGCAAGCAAGCUGAUGAGGAAUACCAGAUUCUGGCAAACUCGUGGCGAUAUUCCAGUGCAUUUACCAAUAAGAUUUUUUUUGCUAUGGUAGAUUUUGAUGAAGGCUCAGAUGUAUUUCAGAUGCUAAAUAUGAAUUCUGCUCCAACCUUCAUUAACUUUCCUGCUAAAGGAAAGCCGAAACGAGGUGACACAUAUGAACUUCAGGUGCGUGGCUUUGCAGCUGAGCAGCUUGCUCGCUGGGUGGCUGACAGAACUGAUGUCAAUAUCCGUGUGAUAAGACCACCAAACUAUGCUGGACCGCUGAUGCUGGGCCUGCUGCUGGCUGUCAUUGGAGGCCUUGUGUAUCUGCGUGGAAGCAAUCUGGAUUUCCUGUAUAACAAAACUGGCUGGGCACUUGCUGCUUUGUGUUUUGUAUUAGCAAUGACAUCAGGCCAGAUGUGGAACCAUAUUAGAGGUCCACCCUAUGCUCAUAAGAAUCCCCAUACAGGACAAGUAAGCUAUAUCCAUGGGAGCAGCCAAGCCCAAUUUGUGGCAGAAACACACAUUGUUCUUCUGUUUAAUGGUGGUGUUACUUUAGGAAUGGUACUUCUUCAUGAAGCUGCUACUUCUGACAUGGAUGUGGGGAAAAGAAAGAUUAUGUGUAUUGCUGGUAUUGGCUUGGUGGUCUUGUUCUUCAGCUGGUUGUUGUCUGUCUUCAGAUCUAAAUACCAUGGGUACCCAUACAGUUUCCUAAUGAGUUAAAGGAUCCCAGAAUCUGUAAGAUCGGAAAGGUGGUGACUCUGAAGUGGCAUUAAUGGAAUGGAAGAGCUAAAUAUGUAUGGUUCGUGCUACCUCUUUACACUGAAUGAGAUAGUUAAACACUGAACCAAAGACGACGUGUAGUGCCUUAAACAUUGCAAGCAAUUUGCUUUGAAAGAUGGAGUAUUAAGAUGCAAUCUCUUUUUCCAGAAGCUUUACAUCCUCCUAAACGGCUCUAAUUCUACUGAAAUUCAGAACCUAGUGCUUAGAACUACAUAUUUCAGUAGCAGACUAAUUAGAAAUAGUACUUUAAAUUCAAAUGGAUAAUUGGCAUUUCAUGUGUUUAUUUUUUUCCCUCAAAUAUUUAUCACUUCAUGUCUGUGUAUAGGAAGUGACAACAGCAUCUCUGUUGUGCCUUUUGAUGGCUGAGGGAGUCUUUGUAUACCUGAAAAUCUUUUCUGUCAGACUGUGUGCAACCCUUGGAGCCUACUCCACAUUCCAGUGUGGGAUGUGCAUGUCCUAGACCUAUAUCUCAUUUUUUGAGAAGAGUUGCUUCACUGCUGUAUGGUGCAAGAGGUUGUUUCACAGAUGGAGAAUUUUAGCAGGUAGACCUGAGUUAUUUGUUCAAUUAUUCAUUUGAAAACUUUGCUAAAUGCUGAAACUGCAGCAUUUAAGUUGUAAACAUUUGGCUCAGAGCUGAAAAAAAGGUUUUACAAUACAAACCAAAACUGCAGAGGAAAAUACCUACUUGUAGUGUAAAGUAAAGGUUGUCAACUGGCUUUCAAGUCACUCCUCAGAACCACGAUGAACUGCCUGGUGUCAGAUUUUUGAUAACUCUCUAAGUUCUUGUGUUUUCCACUUAGUUUUUCCAAACUUUUAUUCUUGGUGAGGAUAUGGAAGUGGACAGUGAUAUCCUGGGAAAGAUUUGCUAGUCUUACAGUUGAAUGCAUGUUCUUCUUACUCUCUCCUUUUGUUUUUCAUCUCACAAAGAUACUUUGCCUUAAAGAUUCUUGAGUGGAAGAUAUUGUGCCUCAAACUGUUGUAGUUCAGCACCUCAACAGGAAGUCUUUUCAGCUUGAGUCUGUAAUACUUCCUUCCAUAGGCUGUGGUGGCCUGAGAGGUUAAUAGUCAAACGGAGAUAUGGUGACACUUUUGUCUCCUCCUUUUGCUUCUCCCCAGUCUCAAGGAAUUACAGCAUUUGGAUGUUUUAGACUGAAUCUUGGAAAGGACUAUAUAAUUCAAAGUAGAAUGUUAUUCUUAUGCAAUUUUGCUAAAUUAACACAUAUCUCAAGUGCCUUAACUUCACUAAUUCAGUUUGAUGUUUCAACUUGUUGAGAUGCAUUGUUCUGUGCCAUACAGACUGACAAGGCUUAGUGAAAUGGAUAAAUUGUGUGUCUGACUGGAUUUUGGAUGAGUUUCAAUAAAAUUUUUAGUCUAA